AUGGUGUCCUACUCGCUACAAGUUCCGAGCGAAUAUGGCUAUGUCCUCCUCGUUGCCGUCUCUUCGGUCUUCAUCAACACGUUGCACACCGUUAUAACGGCCAACGCGCGUCGGAAGAGUGGGCUGGCUUACCCAAUCGCCUACGCGAGCCAGGAGCAAGCAGAGAAGAACCCCAAGGCGUACGCCUUUAACUGCGCACAGCGCGCCCAUGCCAAUUAUACGGACAACCUUGCACCUUUCCUGGGGGGCCUUCUUGUCUCUGGCCUCAGCUACCCCGUCUCGAGCGCGGCGCUAGGCGCCGCUUGGGUCGUGGGGCGCAUUUGGUACGCUGCUGGUUACGCGGCGGCCGGCCCGCAAGGCAGGGUUAAAGGCUUUUUUUUGAGCACCAUUGCUGAUGCUGCCUUGAAAAUCAUGGCCGUCGUCGCCGGCGUCAAGAUGCUGCCAAACGUAUAA
Molecule: messenger RNA, 453 nt
Organism: Durotheca rogersii
Lineage: Eukaryota; Fungi; Ascomycota; Sordariomycetes; Xylariales; Xylariaceae
Product: membrane-associated proteins in eicosanoid and glutathione metabolism
Exons: 2
Coding region: 1-453 (150 amino acids)
Cellular component (GO): endoplasmic reticulum; membrane; nuclear envelope
Molecular function (GO): glutathione peroxidase activity; glutathione transferase activity
Source: RefSeq, a predicted model, not a curated record